Rhineura floridana is the source of this 1499-nucleotide messenger RNA. RefSeq names its product mitotic-spindle organizing protein 2A-like. Gene Ontology annotation, cellular component: centrosome; spindle. The record is from RefSeq and is a predicted model, not a curated record. Bases 92 to 568 code for a protein of 158 amino acids. Lineage: Eukaryota; Metazoa; Chordata; Lepidosauria; Squamata; Rhineuridae. The transcript has 4 exons.
AAGGAAAAUCGCGUCAGACGCACAAGUGAUCCCAGGAUGCCUUGCGGCUACGAAGGAGAAGGGCUGCCGUGCGCGAUUUGGGGCGGGCGUGAUGUCAGGCCAAGGACUGGACACGGCAGGACCGGUAAAAGGCACCGCAACCUGUGGGUCGCGCUCUCGGCGGAAGGUCCUUACGGCGGAAGAGGCAGAGUUGUUUGAGCUUGCGCAGGCAGCGGGAAGCGGCCUUGACCCGGAAGUGUUCAAGAUUCUGCUGGACCUUCUGCGCAUGAAUGUGGCACCUUUGGCUGUCUUCCAGAUGCUGCGUUCCAUGUGUGCUGGGCAGAGACUCAUCAGUGCUGAGGCUGCUCCUGAGCCAGCGCGAGAGCCCCCAUUUGUCUCUGCCAAGACCAGUAAAAUCCCUGCACCACUCUCACUUUCCUCUGCCCUUCGACCUCCAAGAAUAAGCGUUACUAAGGCUGUGGUCUACAGUCCUGCUGCAGCUUGCUCGCCUCUCUCUCAAGGUCCCCCUGGCACUUUCCAGUUUUCUUGCUGCUUGUUCUCUCCUUUUGCAGAGACCCAAGAUCACUAAAUGUAGAGUGGUUCACUCUUGUUCGAAGAAUGGAAGGCAGAUUAUGUGACAAGGGAGAAGAAUUUGUAAGGGAAGGAAAGAGGGAGGAAAACACAGAAAGAAGCUUUGCUGGGUUUAUGUCUUGCCAAUUGCAAGGAGUAUUGAUGGUCUGAGGCAACGUACAGUAGAUUUGCUUAUGCUACCUGGAUAUUUACUGUCUGUAAAAAUAAGAGCCCUAGGUAAGUGUUGAUUGUUUAUAUGUGGAUUGUGUGCAUGUACACACCAUACAUUUAAAGCAUAUUUAAAACAUCCCCCCCCCAAAAGGAAGCCUGGGAAUUGUAGUUUGUUAAGGCUGCAGGGAAUUCUAGUUUUGUGAGGAAUAAACUACAGUUCCCAGGAUUCUUCAGGAUGAGGAGAAAAAUGUUCUUUAAUGUAUGGUAUAUAUGCAACCUUAGAAAGCCUUUAGUGUGGAACAACUUUUGCUGAUGUUGGUCUGAGCUCCUGUUUGAGUCUGGCUUAGUGUGCGGCUGUUUUUAAAUAUUGGUCAAACUGUUGCUCAUAACCAUACUGAAGGCUUAUUAAUUUGUAUCAGCUAUAGUGUUAUUGCUAAUCUGGUAGUGUUAAAGAAUUUGUAUGAGACAAAAGAAAACAUCUGUCUAAGGAAAUACUGCAAGAAAAUUGGAACCGUAUCUGGAAGAAUGUCCCAAUACUUCAUAUUAAUUUAGGAACUUCUAUAAACUACUGUUUAGGUAUUAUUUCACACCAGUAAGACUAAAUAGAAUUUGUCCUCGUAUCUGAUAUCAUUGUCAAGCCUAUAGAGCAAAUCUAGUUACAUCUUGUAGACUUGCCCCAAAUUAAGAAAUAGUGGAACUCUAUAUUGGCAAAACUUUAAAGUGUUAUUGGUCUUGAUCUACCACAUCCUGUCAGUAGGAUUGCCACUUGUGCAAUGGGA